AUGAAAAAAUUAUUAAUAGUCUCAGGUCUAGCUGGAUCAAAAAAAUAAGAAGUUGUCCAAAUUUUAAACAAAUAAAUGAAAACUAAAAUCAUUCCUGCAGAUUCUUUGCAAGUAGUUCAUCGUAAAACAUUAAAAAGGUUUAUAAAAAUUGGCCAAUAUCCACCAAUUGGCCUAAGGAGAAUCUAUCAAAUUAUGAAUUGAUAGGAAAGUUCGAUGGAUUAACCAAUUUCAUUACUACUUUUCAAUUUAAAAAAGAAGUCUUAAAAAUCCUUCAAAAUAUGGAAAAUCCCAUUAUUGAAGGUGGAUGUUGCUUCUUUAUUAAUUAAAUAUUGAAAUCAAGAUAGGAAUAAUUCAGUGAAGAAUAAAUUCAAAUAGCUGAUUAAAAAGCUAAAGAAAUACUACUGAAUUGUUCUGAUCCAUAAAAUUUAUUGAAGUAACUUUGUUAAAAAUAUAAUGAAUCUCCACCAAUAACAGAUAAAUAUCGUUUGAUAAGAGCAAUACGCUUUGCAUUACUUACAAAAGGUAGAGAAUUUCAAUCACCUUUUAAAUAUGAUGAAUAUAAAUUAUGUGAAAUUCUGGAUGUAAGAGGGUUCUUUCUAAGUGAACCUUAAGGGAACAUAUGUUAAAUAAUAUAUGAAAGGUAUUCAAUAAAUGAAACAAAAGGUGUAAUGAAAUGUUGAAAUAAGGAGUUCUUUAAGAAUUUUAUGCAUUUUAUAAAAUAAAGCAAAUUGCUAGUCUUAAUUAAUUAAGAUUAAACACACCUAUAGGAUAUGAUCUUUUUGUAGAAUUGAUCAAUGAUUAUAUGGAGAUCAAUAUUAAUACUCAUUAUUCUCAAUCUAAAAAAGAGAGGUUAAAGAGAGAAAGAGUUAAAAAAUUCAUAGAGAUAUUUUAUAUUAAGUGGAGAUAAUAUACAUCUUAUUAAAGAAGAUAUGUUAGAUCUAAUUUUAAUGAAUUUAUUUGGAUAGAUAAUAAUCUUAAUAAUAUACCAGAAUUGAUUUCUUAAUAUUAUUCAUGUGAGAGACAAGAAUUCAAUAAUUAAUUAAAUAGUAUAGAUAGUAUAGUUUUGAAAAUAGACAAACAUCCUGAAUCGAUGGGAAAAUAAAUGAAAAUUGAAGUUUCAUUAGAAAUGUAAGAAUUUGUAUAUGAGACUAUGUAAAAUAUGAUUUGA
Molecule: messenger RNA, 1168 nt
Organism: Paramecium pentaurelia
Lineage: Eukaryota; Ciliophora; Oligohymenophorea; Peniculida; Parameciidae
Source: the annotation of a GenBank genome assembly